AAUAUAGAACAAAAGAGAAAGAGUUGCUAGCAAUAAUAAGCAAAAGCAAAAAUGACAAGAAAGAAGGUUAAGCUAGUUUGGAUAGUGAAUGAUGCAUUAAGAAAAGCAAAUCUCAAAAAAAGGAGAAUAGGAUUAUUGAAGAAAGUGAGUGAACUAACAACCUUAUGUGGUGUUAGUGCAUUUGCUAUCAUCUAUAGCCCAGAUGAGACUGAACCAAUGUUUUGGCCGUCACGACUAUUGGUGGAACAACUAUUGAUGAGAUAUCAAAACAUGCCGAAAAUUGAACGGAGCAAAAAGAUGAUGAAUCAGGAAAGUUACCUGAAAGAAAGAGUGGUCAAAGUGCAAGCACAAUCAAGAAAGAAUCAAAGAAAGAAUAGAGACGUUGAGAUGAGUUAUCUAAUAAAUAAACUUCAUAAAGGUAAUGGAGCUGAUGAUUUUGAGUUUAAUGAGUUGCAGGUUUUGAUUUGGUUAUUAGGAGAGAAAAUGAAAGAUUUAAGAAAAAGAGUUGAAUAUUUUCAACAAUUUCCUCCUCUUCCACCUACAACCUCUUUUUCUCCUCCUCUUCCACUUCCUAAUGAGGGCCCUACUAUGCAAGAACCGGGCCACCAAUUAACCGAUGUUGCUAGUGCUAAUGGUGUUGGGGAUGGAGAUAUCAGAAAUAGUAAUCCUAGAGAUACUAUGAUAUGCGAUCAAUGGUAUCUUGAUAUUAUUAACAAUAACAAUGAUAAUCUUGCUGGUAGUAGUGGUGCUAAGAAUGACAUGAUGAACCACCACCCAUAUGCCUAUAAUAUCACCUACAAUGGUGGUGAUACGGGGUUUCCUACCGGGUCCACUGGUAAUACUUUUAGCCUGGGUCUCGUCUCGAGUAAUAUCAAUAUGGGUGGUGGUGGAAAUCAUUUUCAGAUGAGACAACAGUCUAUUCAUGCUAAUAUUAACUCUAUAAGUGGACAUUCUUUUGGGUUAGGGUUGCAGCCUUAUCAGGGUAACAUUGAUAAUUAUAAUGGUGGAAAUGGCAUGGGACUAAGGAUGCCUCCUCCAGCUAUUGCAAUUGGAGCUAGUGAACCAGAGAUGCAUGGACUUUUUGCCGGUGGAAGCGACACAGGAACGCUAUAUGAUAUUAUUAAACCUUGGUAUCAUAAUUUCUCCCAUUGAUUAUUAUUGUCGAGUCUUUCUCAAUUUGAAUUUUAUAUUUGUUUUAUUUCAUGUGUUAAUUAUUUUGUGAGUCUCUGUUUAA
Jatropha curcas is the source of this 1234-nucleotide messenger RNA. RefSeq lists its product as uncharacterized. Lineage: Eukaryota; Viridiplantae; Streptophyta; Magnoliopsida; Malpighiales; Euphorbiaceae. The record is from RefSeq and is a predicted model, not a curated record. Gene Ontology annotation, molecular function: protein dimerization activity; DNA-binding transcription factor activity, RNA polymerase II-specific; RNA polymerase II cis-regulatory region sequence-specific DNA binding. Gene Ontology annotation, biological process: positive regulation of transcription by RNA polymerase II.